AAUGAACUAUUUUCAUAAUUCUCUCAUGCCUGGAUUAUCCACUGUAGAGAGUGGUUUUUCAAUGAGAUAUGACUAUAAUCAAUAUUCACACGAGCAAGCUAUUCGAGAUCAGCAAUUUGUUCAUAUUGACGGUCAACUUCAUCACAAUCUGUCUCCUUGGAAUGAACUGCAAUCCGCCAAUAUUUCUCAUUCAAGUUUCAACGGCGAAAUUCACAACACUGAGCAAACCCAUAACGGAAUUUGUUCAAACACAGUUUUUCAAGCCCCUGCUCCCUAUUAUCCGUGGAUGGGAGUAGUUGGUCCUAAUUCAACACAGAGGAGAAGGGGAAGACAAACUUAUAGCCGUUUUCAGACAUUAGAACUAGAAAAGGAAUUUCAAUUUAACCAUUAUUUAACAAGGAAGCGACGCAUUGAAAUUGCUCAUAACUUGUGUUUAACGGAAAGACAAAUAAAAAUUUGGUUCCAGAAUAGAAGAAUGAAAUUGAAAAAAGAGAGACAGCAAAUUAAGGAUAUGAAUAGUGUAAAGAAUGAUGGCAAAAAGAAAAAUGAAAAGGAGAAAGUGAUCACAACAUAAAACAUUGUUAGAGACUCUUCCAUUGUCAUUUAUAUAAAUAAAGAGAAUACUCUAUGUGUAAAAGUUUUACUAACAUAUUAACGAAAACUUAUUGCUGUGUGAAGAUAUAAAUUGAAAUAUAAUUAACGAAUCUUAUUGUGAACUUUGGUUUUUUAGUCAGAAAUUUCAGUAAAAUAAAAGGCAUGUCUUAAGUGUUAUAUAUCUAGUAUGCUGUUAAAAAUUUUACAUGGUAAACUACAAUUUCUAUACUAGUUUUCAAAUUAAGAUAAUACAGAGCAUGUGGG
Dimorphilus gyrociliatus is the source of this 858-nucleotide messenger RNA. The record is from the annotation of a GenBank genome assembly. NCBI's taxonomy places the organism in Eukaryota, Metazoa, Annelida, Polychaeta, Dinophilidae.